CGCAUCGUGCCCGCGGUCCUAGCGAGACACGUGAACCCACUUUCUCGCCAAAGGCCUCCGAGUCACAACCCACCAUCGCGAAGUCCCCCACUCUCACGAAAACUGUCACCACAACACUCAGCUCAAUGCCGCCCAAACUCCCGAAAGCGAAACCGAAGCCCGCCGCUCGCCGCGGUGCUACCACUGGGCAACCCACUACCCAGAAUCUCCCCGCCGAGGGUUCCGCCGCGUCGCUUUCCCACGCCGCAGUCCUUCCCGAAGCUUCGGCUGCCGCCACCGAUCCAACGGAAACGAAAGAAAUACCGACAACUGCACCGCCUAAGGGGCGACUGGAUAGUCUCACUUCUCCAUCUACUCGCGGGGGACCCUUGCGUGGUGCUGUCGGAUCGAAGAUUAAGUUCAAGCCGAAGGUGGUGCAGAGGAGGACGAAAGAGGAGCGAGAGACACUCGACGCGAAAUUUCAGGAACAACAGGCUACCAAGUCGUCUCGCGGCGGGAGUGGCCGCGGCGGUGGUCGCGGUGGUCGUGGUGGUGGCCGAGGAGGACGGGGACGCGGUGGGGGAGGCCUUGGCUUCUCGGAUGUUUUACCUGGCGCCAGUGGUCCGUUUGCGCUCGGUAGUGUGGUCACCGGGCGGAGGGAUAAGGUGUUUGCAGAGCGGAGCGGGACGGGGAUCUUUGGAGGCUCUGGCAGCAGUCGCGCGAUGCGGUACAAAUCGAACGUCAAGCGCGAUCCUCGGGACGGUGACGAUAAAGGUGGAUACUCGAGUUCGGAUGACUCGGACGGACCGAAGAUGGACGUCGAGUAUAUCUCGCUUCUGGAUGCGGCGAGCGACGAUGACGAGAUGGAUGGAGAGGAAAGGGACAUGACGAAUGACUGGGGUGCCGGUGCGCCUGUACGGAUUCCUCGGAGCGAACACGUCGAUCGUCAGGCGAUGGUGAAUACGGAUUCGAGCGCGAAGAAGGGCAAGGCGGAACUGAAGGCGAUGAAAGAUAAGGAGAUGACUUUCGAGACUGAAAUCAAAAUCAAAGCCGAGCCGGAAGACGAUGACCUGGGGAUGCUCCCUCCCAGUUCGCCGGAGAUGACGAAACGCAAGGUGAAGGUUUCGGACUCGCCGGAGGUCAAACGGAAGAAGGAGCCUACAUCGCCGGUGAGGCGGAGGAGAAGGUCGAGUGUCCUGGGUAAGAAGCCCAUCAUCUCGACGACAGAAGAAAAGGAGGAGUACGAGCGGUUGGAGACGGAUCGGAACGAUGCUCUCCUCGAGCUUGGUGGAGCUAUGAAUGGGCUUGGUCUGGAUACGGGCAAAGCCAGGGACCCCGACAACGAUGUGGAAAUGUUUUCGCCCACUGCCGCCCCACAACCAACUGCCAAUGCUGAAACCGAAAAUCAGAUCUUCUGUUUUCAAUUCCCUCCUCUCCUCCCGCGUCUCGUUGACUUCAAUUUGGAAGAAAAGAAACCUCAAUCCAAAGAAGCCGAAGAAGACGACACCAAGCCGGAUGUCAAAAUUCAACCCGGCUCCUUCGCCGCCCGCAAACUCGCUGCACAGAAUAAAG
Tricharina praecox is the source of this 1551-nucleotide messenger RNA. RefSeq lists its product as uncharacterized. The annotation marks the transcript as partial. The transcript is spliced from 3 exons. Lineage: Eukaryota; Fungi; Ascomycota; Pezizomycetes; Pezizales; Pyronemataceae. The record is from RefSeq and is a predicted model, not a curated record.